Molecule: messenger RNA, 3539 nt
Organism: Carcharodon carcharias (great white shark)
Lineage: Eukaryota; Metazoa; Chordata; Chondrichthyes; Lamniformes; Lamnidae
Gene: arhgap10
Product: Rho GTPase activating protein 10
Exons: 25
Coding region: 597-2597 (666 amino acids)
Biological process (GO): signal transduction
Cellular component (GO): cytoplasm
Molecular function (GO): GTPase activator activity; protein binding
Source: RefSeq, a predicted model, not a curated record
AAUGCUGGAUCCUCUCAGCGGCUCUGCCGACUAGUUCCAGGAUUUUCAAUUCAAAUUAGAUCAACGGAUCAUCCGAACUAAACGGAGUAACUGUGGUUUGUUAAGGAGCGAUCAGCAGAACUGGUACCGGCUCGAAGUCAGGCCGAGCUCCUCAGCCGCGGCCUCGGGUUCCGGGCCCGGAGCCCGCGGCUGUGGGCUGGACUCGGCCCCGGGACUCACCCUGAUGAUGUCCUUCAGCUCCGGCGCCAAGUUGAGCAGCAGCAGGAUGGAAGUCUUCAUAAUCCAGACACAGCAUCAUCAUAAAGCACUCUGGCAUCAGGACAUGGGCUUCACUGGCUGGACCAGCAUUUAUUGCCCAUCCCUAGUUGCCCUUGUCAACUGAGUAGCCUGCUUGUUCAUUUCAGAGGGGAUUUAAGAGUCAACCACAUUGUCAGUCUGGACCAGCUCUUUCAGCAGCGCAGCACAAAUUUGCUCGGUCACUUGGGGAGUUUUCGUUUGAAUUUAUUGGAGAUGCUGAGACAGACGAUGAGCGAUGCAUUGAUGAGUCACUUCAAGAGUUUGCAGCAUUUUUACACAACCUCGAGGAGCAAAGAAAAAUGAUGAUGCUUAACAUCCGUGAAACGUUUAUUAAACCACUGGAGAAAUUCAGAAAGGAUCAGAUUGGAGCAGCGAAGGAAGAAAAGAAAAAGUAUGACAAAGAAACUGAGAAAUACUACAGCAUAUUGGAAAAACAUGUCAAUUUGUCAGCAAAGAAGAAAGAAACAUUGCUGUUAGAGGCAGAUAGUCAACUAGAGCAGAUUCGGCAACACUACUAUGAAUUAUCACUAGAGUAUGUGUGUAAGGUGCAAGAAAUCCAAGAGCGCAGGAAGUUUGAGUUUGUGGAGCCUAUGUUGUCUUUUUUUCAGAUGCUUUUCACCUUUUAUCAUCAGGGCUAUGAGCUGGCCAAAGAUUUUAACCACUACAAAACAGCACUACACCUCAACAUACAAAAUGCAAGAAAUCGAUUUGAAGGUGCAAGGUCAGAAGUAGAGGAACUGAUGAAUAAGAUUAAGAAAAACCCUCAUGAGUUGACCAGAACAACUCCAUUUACUAUGGAGGGUUACCUUUACCUGCAUGAAAAAAGAACGGGUCCUUUUGGUUCAAGUUGGGUGAAACAUUACUGCUCAUAUAAAAAGGAGACAAAGAGGUUUACCAUGGUGCAGUUUGAUCAGAGGUCAGGUGGGAAAAUUGGCGAUGAAGAUACAUUCGUUCUUAAAUCAUGCACAAGAAAAAAGUCUGAUGCUACAGACAAGAGAUUUUGUUUUGAUAUAGAAGCAGUGGGCAGGCAAGGUGUGAUCACCAUGCAGGCUAUUACAGAAGAUGAUCGCAGACAGUGGAUGGAAGCUUUGGAUGGAAAAGAACCUGUAUAUUUAAUUACUAGGAGUAAUUCCAGGAGAGAAGGAAAUGUACAACUGAAUGAAAUGGGUUUCAAUAUAAUAAAGAAAUGCAUCCAAGCACUUGAGACACGGGGACUCAAUGAUCAAGGAUUAUAUAGAGUGGUUGGAGUCAGUUCAAAAGUCCAGAGGCUAAUGAGUUUGUUGAGUGAUUCAAAGGUUUGUGCUGACCUGGAUCUGGACAACUCACUAGAAUGGGAAACAAAAACUAUUACCAGUUCACUGAAACACUAUUUGCGGAAUCUUCCAGAGCCUCUCAUGACAUACAAUUUGCAUGAGGAAUUCAUCUCACUAGCCAAAUGUGGUAGUCCAGAAUCCAGAAUCAAGCCAAUUCAUUCUCUCAUUCAUAAACUUCCGGAAAAGAAUCAAGAGAUGUUGGACCUCCUCAUCAAGCAUUUAGCUAAUGUAUCUAAUAAUGCAAAGCAGAACUUGAUGACCAUAGCAAAUCUUGGAGUAGUGUUUGGUCCGACUCUGAUGCGGGCACGGCAGGAAACUGUUGCAGCCAUCAUGGACCUCAAGUUUCAGAACAUCGUUGUGGAAAUUCUAAUUGAAAACUAUGAAAAGAUAUUCAGGACAGUUCCAGAUGCCAGUGUGGGCCAAUCAGACACUUCGUCAAUGCCAUCCUCGAAUACACUGACCAGGCGGACAUUACAUGGCCCACGCCAUUCAAGGCCCAUAGCUGUGUACAAUGUUUCUGUGGACCUAAGUAAAGCUGAGAAUCCUAACAGUGGCGUCGAUAAUACUCCAAGUGGAAGCAUGGAAUCCAUUUCUUCCCACUCCUCGGUAACAACAACAUCCUCCAACUCCAACAGCCCCCCAGAACAAGCCAGGAAUCGUGUCCAUCCUGGCAACAUAGAUGCCGCUGAUUGCACAUCUUCUCCUUCAUUAAUAUCAAUGGCUUCCUGCUUCAAUUCUUCACCGACUUCACUGCCAUCCUUCCAGUUUCCAUCUGAGACUGCCAGUGGUGACAAACCUCCCAAUGGGGUUCCAAACCAUAAAGCCAAGGCUGUUUACUCAUGUGAAGCAGAGCAUUACUCAGAGUUAUCCUUCAAAGUGGGAGCAAUAUUUGAAAAUGUUCACUCUUCACGGGAACCUGGUUGGCUAGAAGGAACCCUCAAUGGCAAAACAGGACUUAUUCCAGAAAAUUAUGUUGAAUUCCUGUAGCACUGAGCCAUUGAAAUUUAUAGAAAAUACUAUUCAUGGUAUCCAUGGCCGUUCUUGACAAGACCGAACUAUCAUUCGUUCUACCUUAACUUCACGACUGAGAUUUCUCAACUGGAAUCAAGGGGAAUAUUGAUUUCUAUAACUAACACACAACUAACCUCUGGUAUCUGUAAACUUGUGUGCUUUUUAAAAUUAAAUAUAGCCUGAAGUGCUACUGUCACUUCUUCAUGCCAUUUUAAUUAUUACAAGCUUUUAUCAUAGGAUUCAACAGAUUGGUGCAGUAUUAGCAAGUUUUAUUGGAAUAACCUGAAACAACACUUGCUAGCUUUGGACUUAAUUUUUUCUAUCUACUUUGAAUUCACAGUGUGAUUCUAUGAAUCCCCUUAUCUUCACUAUGCCUUUGAAGCAAAUUAAUAAAAGGGUCACAAUAAAAGAUUGGGGGAGGGGGCAUUGUUUCUAUGCAGUUUUGCUUAUUCAUUGCUGAUCAUGUCAAAUGAUUAGAUGUUUCAGUUUUAAGAAACAUUAGAAAUGCUUUUUUUAAAAAAAAAAAUCUUGUGCAUUUGUGCAACAUUUGAUGUAAUUUGGUGCAUUUUAGCCUUCAAUAUAAAAUAACAGGCCUGAUGACUGCAGUGGACUUCCAUUUUUACACUGUUAAUGAAUAUUGCAAUAGGAUUUUCAUCAAUUCAUGAAUAAUUUGGAAAUUCCAUUCAAUUUUUAAGAACAGAUAUUUACAAACUCUUCAGUUGCUAUAUAUUUGUAUUCAUUUUAACUGUACAACUGUUAUUUCCAGUUUAAUGAUUUAUUAUACUUAUGAAAACUGUCAUAACUUUAAUCGUAAUGUGUGCACAAAUGUGGUCAACAAUGUCACAAAUUUAAAGCCUUCCAAAAUCUGCAGAACAUGAUCCUGUAACUACAUUUGGAAAUAAAGAUCACUGUCAGUAA